UCGAAAUUUCGCGCCAAGCGUCUCAAGGCUCUUCGCGCGUGGACAGCUAUUUGUUUCCUAACAAAAUGCUCUCAUUUUAGCUUAAAGCAACACGUUGGAUUAUUGUGUUUAUUCGUUUAAUUCCUGACCUACUUGGAUGUGUCCAGCACUCAAGGAUUAGUUUAAAACAACAACUGCAAACAUGCCAUGCUGAUUUAGAGGACACACGAAUUUGUUAACCAAAUAGCGUGCAGGUGAAGAAAUUCACCCUGAUUUCGUGCCAUAAUAGCACUUGCAAAACCAACAGGAAUAUGUGCAUGCAGAGCUCCAACUAGGCUAUUUUUUCAAACUAACCUGAGGAGGAAACUAUACAAGUAUGCUGUGAAGCUAUCGUAGCCGCAUGGCUCUCAGACAGACCAGGUUACCAGUGUUACAUUUUUCCGAGGAGUCGUGAAUGUGAAGGAUGCAGCUUUUCAGAUCGUUUUGCGGUUUGUCUCUUGGAAUUAGAAGAGGAUGCCCUGGAAAGAUACACGGGUGAACAACGACGAUGAGAAUAUAACAUUUGAUAGUACACAAUGGAGCCUACGUAUGUGGCUGUAAAGGUGAAAGAGUGAGCCAAUGUGGUGGAAUAGUGCUUCAUCACUGGCCAGGGAGAGAAGUCACCUUGCAGAACUCAUCCUGGGAAAGAGAGACUCGUGAUUGUUUGUUGCCAGCAGGGAAACAACGGCAAGGUGUAAACUCAAAGACUGUGAAUGCUUGGCCUUGGGAGUGAAUAGGGGCCCUAUGGCAGAAAACCGCACGAUAUAGGUCCCUGCGUAUGAUCUACCAUGGACAAAGUGCUCAGCAGCCUCCUGCUUCUGGGAACCGCAGUGAUGAUGGCCCACGCAUGCCCCAAGUACUGUGUCUGCCAGAACCUGUCCGAGUCCCUUGGCACCCUCUGCCCAUCCAAAGGCCUACUCUUCGUGCCUUUAGACAUCGACCGGCGGACCGUGGAGCUCCGCCUGGGCGGAAACUUCAUCCUCAAGGUCACACCGCAGGACUUCGCCAACAUGACGGGCCUGGUGGACCUCACCUUGUCCCGCAACACCAUCAGCGCCAUCCAGCCUUUCUCCUUCCUCGACCUGGAGACCCUGCGCUCUCUGCACCUGGACAGUAACCGCCUGACCGAGCUGGGUCCAGACGACCUGCGGGGCCUGGUCAACCUGCAGCACCUCAUCCUAAACAACAACCAGCUCAACCGCAUCUCCAAGAUGGCCUUUGACGAUCUGAUGCUGACGCUGGAAGACCUGGACCUGUCCUACAACAACUUGCGGGGUGUGCCUUGGGAGUCCAUCCGCAAAAUGGUCAACCUCCAUCAGUUGAGUCUGGAGCAUAACCUCAUCUCGCACAUCACAGAGGGAACGUUUAUGGACCUGGACAAGCUGGCGCGCCUGGACCUCACUUCCAACCGGCUCCAAAAGCUCCCGCCAGACCCCAUCUUCGCCCGUUCUCAGACUAAUGUAAUACUGAGCACUCCCUAUGCCCCUCAGCUUUCCCUGAGCUUCGGCGGAAACCCCCUGCACUGCAACUGUGAAGUGCUUUGGCUCCGGAGGCUGGAACGAGAGGACGAUAUGGAAACCUGCGCUUCACCCCCCAGUCUAAAGGGGCACUACUUCUGGUACGUGCGGGAGGAGGAGUUUGUCUGUGAACCGCCCCUGAUCACCCAACACACACACAAGCUUUUAGUGCUGGAGGGCCAAACAGCUAGCCUGCGCUGCAAAGCCGUCGGCGACCCGAUGCCGAUCAUACACUGGGUUGCCCCGGAUGACCGUUUGAUCAGCAAUUCGUCCAGAGCGACAGUGUAUGAGAACGGCACUCUGGAUAUUACCAUUACCACGUCCAAGGAUUACGGCACCUUCAAUUGCAUCGCAGCCAACGCCGCAGGGGAAUCCACCGCCUCUAUAGAACUAUCCAUCAUUCAACUCCCCCACCUCAGCAAUGGUACCAACCGCACAGCACAGCCCAAGUCCAGGCUCUCUGACAUCACCAGCUCUACCAAGACUAGUAAGGGGGAGUCCAAGCCUGUGCCGGAAAAGGUGGUAUCCAUAUCUGAGGUGUCCGCAUCCUCAGCUCUGGUCAAGUGGACUGCUAGCAAAACAGCACCCAAGGUCAAGAUGUACCAGCUCCAGUACAACUGCUCUGAAGAUGAAGUCCUGAUUUACAGGAUGAUUCCUGUGGCCAGCAAAGCCUUCUUGGUCACCAACCUGGUCCAAGGGAUGCAGUAUGACUUAUGUGUCCUGGCUAUCUGGGACGACACCGCCACAACCCUAACUGCCACCAACGUGGUGGGCUGUGUCCAGUUCAUCACCCGUGAUGAAUACCCACAGUGCCAGUCACUCCACAGCCAGCUCCUGGGUGGCACCAUUAUCCUGGUGAUUGGUGGCAUCAUCGUGGCCACGCUCCUCGUCUUCAUCAUCAUCCUCAUGGUUCGGUACAAAGUGUGCAGCAGCACCCAGUCCAGCAAGCUGCCUGUGGUUAGCAACACGUACUCGCAGACCAAUGGAGGCUUGAACCGGCUCAAUGGUGUCCCGCCGCCACAGGUCAAACCUCAGACCACGACCACAGUGGUGGUCAUGCGGGAUGAGUUGGUGGAGUUCAAAUGUGGAUCGCUCCAGAGCAGCCUCUCCUCGUCUUCGUCUGACUCGCUGGACACUCGCGACGCUAGAGGCAGACUAGGAGACAGGGACCAGUACAGUCUUCGGAACAGCAAGUGCAGCACACUCCCCAGCACCAGUAAGUGGAGGAGGCAUGGGAGGCCAUCGUCGGUCAAGGCCAGGCCCAACUUGGACAACCUUUUAGGGGCCUUUGUCUCACUGGAGCUCCGUGGCACGGCUACGACUAGGGACCAUGGGGUGUCUUGUUCCUCCACCACAACCUCCAGUGCAUUGGUGGCCAUAACCAAGGCCCCUCCAUCUGACAAGGAACCCUUGCUGGGCCGGGCCGAGUCCACCACCAUGCUGGGGCAUUUUCUAGGCCUGUCCCAGGAAGGGAUGCCCAAGAGGAGCCACUCAUUUGACUACGGCCACGUGGGUAGCAGCGGCAGAGCACAGAGCCUCAGCAGCUACCCCCGUCGCAUCAGCAACAUCUGGACUAAGAGGAGCCUGUCAGUCAAUGGGAUGCUACUGCAGUACGACGACAGCGAAGACGGUGAGGGCGGAAUGGCGCCGUUCAAGAGCUCGGAGUGGGUGAUGGAGAGCACGGUUUGAACACAGAUUUUGGUCGGACCAGGAAGUCACUGGUCAAAACAGAAACAUCCUUUACAGAAGGAACCAAGGGACCAAAGAGUGAGUUGAAAGGAUACCUAUGGGGCAUCCACAGUGCUGUACUGCAUGAAGUUCAUCCAUGUGAAUACUAUCAUCCUUCUGUCGAUCUGAUUCUACCGAAACAAACACUCAGGUUAGUGGAUCUUAAAACUGUACAAAUCAACCACGCCAGGGUUUGCCACGCUCUCAAUCCGCUGGCAGGAAUGACUGUCCUCAACCGCAUUUGAAAAAAGUAGGCAUUACGGAACAAGGCCUCUUUGGAAUUGUGCAGAUACAGCCUAUAUGGAAUAAUGCCCGAACCGCUGGGAAUGAAUGUGGGAGUAUCUUGGAGAAACGGGGGAAAUAAAGGCGAGGAAUUCAAAGUGGAUUUCCACUGUCUUUGUCUAUCGAGCUCUAAGCCAAGGGGAAUUACCCAGACUGGCAAAGUGGAUGUGCAUCAAAAUGCUUUAGACUCUCAGCAUGAAAAUGCGACUACUACAGUGCAUUCGGAAAGUGUUCAGACCCCUUGACGUUUUCCACUUUGUG
Messenger RNA from Coregonus clupeaformis (lake whitefish), 3806 nucleotides. Its product is annotated as leucine-rich repeat and fibronectin type-III domain-containing protein 2-like. The transcript is spliced from 5 exons. The record is from RefSeq and is a predicted model, not a curated record. Gene Ontology annotation, molecular function: protein binding. Gene Ontology annotation, cellular component: postsynaptic density membrane; cell surface. The coding region runs from base 807 to 3224 and encodes 805 amino acids. NCBI's taxonomy places the organism in Eukaryota, Metazoa, Chordata, Actinopteri, Salmoniformes, Salmonidae.